AGACUAAAGUUUAAAACAAAAAAAUUAAAAGCAAUCGCACCUGAAAGAGUGUAUUGUCAAAGCUUUUGUUCUGUUAGUGUCUUUGCACUUGCAUAUGAACUCUGCACAAAAGUGUAGUGUGAUAUUUAACCACUUGCAGAAAUGAAGAAUUGUAGCCCAAUCCAGGACAGAAAGCAAACAACUUUUACACAAGCCCAGUUUUUCAGCUGUUAUUAAAGUGUCUUUGCAGCUUUGUGCUGUGGCUGUAUCUGCUCCACAGCGUGGAGAAAGAGCAGUAAGUGAAGCAGAAGUGCAUUGCUGCAUGUGUAAAUGGGGAUGGAGCUGUGUGCUUGCACUGUGAAUCUCACUGCGCGAUCUUGACAGCUCUCCAUGUGACUUUGGCUUCCGUUGCUCUCUUGCUUCCGCAAAUACAUAUAGAGCUCUCUGCACACUAGCAGAGCACACUGGAUAGUCCGAGGCGAGGAAGCGGCUCAGUCUUCUCCAUCAGCUCGUGCUGCAGUGAUGGUGUGCAGUGGGGCAGGAGCACACCAACCACCCCGCCGCGUGAGCAUGAAAAGAUGCCGGGCAUCAGAGUCCUUCUCUACUUUGGCUUGGUGGCUGUACUGCCAGCUCUUUGCCAUCCUCAUACCCCCUGCACACUGACUCAAAGGACGGCUAUAUGUAACAGCCUCCGACUCUCUUCUGUUCCCAGCAACUUACCACAGCAAAUAGAAGAGCUUUUUUUAAAUCAGAACAUUAUUUUAAAAUUACAGAAUGGAUGCCUCUCAAGGUAUCCUUACCUUCAAACACUGAGCUGUGCAAACUGCCUUUUAAAUGCAGUAGAUGAGCAAGUGUUCUCCAGUUCACCUCUGAUAGAGAGCCUCAAUUUUGCCGGCAAUGAACUUCACAACGAGCACAAGCAGUUUGCCCAGUCUCUUGGUUCUUUGACCAGGCUACGAAUUCUGGAUCUUUCUGGCAAUGGGUUCACAGAGGACAUGGUUUCUGAGCUCUUACAGAACCUCACAAGUCUUGAGUUCCUGGAUUUGUCCGGGAACGUUCUACUGAGAUUGGACGAGUACACAUUUAGAGAUCUUCAUCAGCUCAAAGAACUGAAUCUAGAAAGGAAUAUUUUGUUUGAGAUUGAUGGCGCAUUUGAUCAUUUAAAAAAGCUCAAACGGCUUAACUUGGCAUUCAAUUCUCUGCCAUGCCUCGUUAAGUUUGAGAUGACCCAGUUGGUGGUACUAAAUGCCAGUCACAACCUCAUUGAAUGGUUCAUAACUAAUCAGAACCUCACAGAAACCUUUGCGCUGGAGACGCUGGACUUGUCUGAUAACCGGCUCCUGUAUUUUCCAUUCCUUCCAACCUACAAUUGCAUUAAAACACUGUUAUUACCCAAUAACCAUAUUGGCUUUUACAGUCAUCUCUCACAGAACACCUCUUCAAACUGGACCAACAGUGUUGAGUUCUACAAUUUGGGUGGAAAUGCAAGCAAUGUUACAGCAGAACUUUGGAGUGAUGACCUUCAUGGAGAUAUAUCUUCUGUGGAAUUGCUGGAUCUCAGUGUUAACCAGGUGAGAUACUUCCCUCAGGGGUUUCUUCAGAAAAUGCCUCAUCUCUACUGGCUGAGGAUGAGGAGCAACUGCUUAGAAUCCCUGAAUCUAACAGGGGAAGAUCUUCCUGUAACUGUGUAUGAGCUGGAUGUGAGCAACAACAGACUUACUGAACUGCAUGCACAUUCCAGAUCAGUGAGUGAACUAAAUAACCUUACACAUUUGAACCUGAGCUUAAACAACAUACAGAAGCUUCCCUCUAGAUUGUUCACUACUUUCCCUAGCCUCAGCAUUGUGGACCUCAGUUAUAACACAGUCGGUUUGUGCCAUCCUAAAGAGUUACGUAACUCAGACUCUUCAGCCUGUGCUCUUUGGACAAAUCAUUCCUCAUUAAAACAGCUCCACAUUGCUGGAUGCAACUUGAUCAAUAUUCCACCGUUAGCGUUCGAUGGCACACCACUAACAUACCUGGACCUGUCCAACAACCCAGACCUGCAUAUUGGCCAAGACUGUUUAUCAGGUCUCAGUGGGACUCUACAGCACCUAGGCCUGAGCAACACAGGUUUGCAGGAAUUUAACUUUUCUCCAUUUAAACAGUUAAAAUUUUUAAACAUCUCAAAAAACUUAAUAACAGAGCUUCCUAAAUCUCUAAUGACCCUGAACUUGAAGCUCCUGGACUUGAGGGACAAUAUGUUGUCCACUUUUAAACCAGAACAUGCUUCUGUGCUAGCUAAACGAGUGCAGAUUGCUUAUAUAAAUGGAAAUUAUUUCAACUGCUGCCAGUUAGAGUGGUACAGGACAUUUGAGGAGUCCAAAAUCCUCCAUGUUGCUGAUCUUUUAGAGGUUACAUGUGUAGACCUACACCAGCGGAGGCUAAAAGCUGGUCUUUUUGACUCCAUUCUUUGUGGGGGCAGAAGCACAGACGAAUCUAUUUUCUGGUACAUUUUGCUAUUUAUAUCCGUUGGUGUGUCCAUGGUGGGUGUCUCUGUCAUUUAUUUCCUGACUUUCAGACCAAGGCUACUGCCACGUGUAAUUAAAAAGAAAUGUUGGAAGCCCACAACCUAUUAAAAAUGCACAACAAUACAACUGGUCAAAUAAAUCUACAGAUGCUGAAAUCUGACUUUAAUCUGAGGACCAAAAAGGUCACCCUUUUUUUCUUUCUUUUUUUUUUUUGUAAUAAAACAAUUACAAGUGUCUUUUUUUGGCAAAUGGGAUACAGAUGUGCAUGAUUGCCAGCUUUGGUUAGAGACUCUGAACAGGAUUUGUUUUUGCGUAGAACAUUGGCACAGGCAAAGUUCAUUAAGGUCAGAUUUAAUUUUAGUUACAAACUAAAUGUAAUGAUCACAGACUAUUUGUUGGGAAAUGCUGCAAAUCAUGAAAUGAAUGGACUGAUUCAGUGUUCACUUAAUUGAAUUAAAACAGGUUUAAUGCUAUUGUUUUCUUUUACUACACUUGCAAAUACUUUCAGGAAGUGCAGUUCUGGUUUCAGCUUGUCUUUUCAUGUUUCGUUGUUUAGAUACUGCUAUGGUCAAAAAAAAGGUUGGGGGGGGGGGGGGGGCACAGUAUUUCUAUGUACAUUUGACAAUGUUCAUCAUUAACAUUAUACAUUUUUCUAAAUAUGCUUCCAUAUUCUAGGGCCAGCUCCAGCCUUAGUUUAAGUAAAAGAGAGUAAAGCUUUAAUUUAAAGCCACAAUGAAAGCAGUUUCCAACCACUUUAGCUUAUGGCAUGUUAUAAUUGUUUUUUAAAGCCGAUAACAGGGUUGUGGACUUUCACUGAGUUAUUUGAAAACAGAAAUAUCAUUUCAUUAAUGUAUGUACAUGACCUCAGAUGAUGUAUAUAUUAAAUCUGAACACAUACAUGCCUGCUUAA
Molecule: messenger RNA, 3399 nt
Organism: Pangasianodon hypophthalmus (striped catfish)
Lineage: Eukaryota; Metazoa; Chordata; Actinopteri; Siluriformes; Pangasiidae
Gene: nrros
Product: negative regulator of reactive oxygen species
Exons: 3
Coding region: 558-2597 (679 amino acids)
Molecular function (GO): protein binding
Source: RefSeq, a predicted model, not a curated record